AUGAAGAGUAGCUCCGAAAAUCAAAGACAAAUUCUGCGUCGGUCAGUCUACCAUGCCCAAAAGAAGAGAGAAAGGAUAAAAAGGGGAGAGCAACGUGCAGCUUCCAACGACACCAGUAACGAUCCUACCGGCAUUGCAUCGAAUGAGAAUGCAGAGGUAUUCGAGGCGUUGACUCAAAUCAUGGUGGAAGUCAUAGCUCUUACUUGCCGCGUAGGAAAACUGCGAAGCAACUUUCUCGUUCAUUUGCAGGAGCGGGAGGCACAUGGGACCGUAGCCACGACACCUGCCGCACGCCGUGCGAUCGAGAUAGAGUGGCGGUAUACCACCGAUCCUUAUCUGCCACCUCAGGCGGCACCAGAUUUUCGUCCGUGGGAGGAUCCUAACAAGCAAGUCUGGAACUACAGUUUUAAAGAUAACACCGGUAAGGUGAUAACCGGCAGGGGCACACUGAAGCAAAUGGAAAUGCAUAAGGCCUCACGAUGCCGGCAAGCGGAAGGAACGCAGGUCGCGUAG
Letharia columbiana is the source of this 513-nucleotide messenger RNA. RefSeq lists its product as uncharacterized. NCBI's taxonomy places the organism in Eukaryota, Fungi, Ascomycota, Lecanoromycetes, Lecanorales, Parmeliaceae. The transcript is spliced from 2 exons. The record is from RefSeq and is a predicted model, not a curated record. Bases 1 to 513 code for a protein of 170 amino acids.